AUGCGUUCCCCUCCCUUGAUUUGGAUUUUAUCAUGCCUUUGGCUCUUGCUUUGUGGCACCUUUCUCUUUGACGUUAUUCAUUACAUCCUUCAUAAAUUCUCUAAAUCGAGUUCUCGCUUCUUGCGCCAGAUUGGAAAGUUGCACUCAGUGCAUCAUUUUUACUUCAACAACCGCCUCCAAUUUAACAACCGGUACAUCUGGCACAAUAUUUGCAUAGAGCUACCGCUGGAACUGGGGUGUCAGCUUCUCGGAACGUGGCAAGGCUGGCUAGUUCUGAAGCAUUUUUUCCUCACUGAUCCGGGAGUCUUAUCCGAAAAGGUGCUUUAUGGCGUUCUCAUCGCAGAGGUGGCGAGGACAUUGGUGGUUGUUGCGUUGAGUGGGCGCGAUUCGAAUCACAAAACCUACAGCAUUGUGCCUAAGAAUCUCAACUGGUUGACUGUUGGUCCAGAAUACCACGCCCUUCAUCAUGUAGACCCGGCAUCCUAUAUGAGCUCAUCAUUCUAUCUUUUCGACUGGCUCUUCGGUACUGGAUACACGCUCAGGUCUCGACGGGUUACAAUAACCGGUGCAUCCGGAGCGUUUGGUCAAGCUAUAAAGAAAGAGCUGCAAGCAGAAUCAGUGGCGUGCAUUCAGGAGCUCAAGUUUGGCGUUCAUUGGACAUAUGACAACUACGAUCAAGUGAUACCUAUCAUCGCUAAUACCGAUGUUCUGAUUCUUGCCCACGGAUCAAAGGGACAGGAUGCCUUAAAGGCCAACUGUGAAUCAGUUGUUCGCCUUGUUUCUUUAUUCAAACAGUAUCGCCAGUGCAAACCAAGCCAGAAGAUGCUUCUUCCUGAAGUUUGGUAUAUAGGGAGUGAGGCUGAGCUACAUCCAUCUUGGGGUAUUCGCAGCCUCCAGGUAUAUUCACAGUCUAAACGCUCAUUUCUUCCCUACGCGCGCAAAUUAUAUGACGAUGACUCAAUUCUAUAUCGUCAUAUUGUCCCAGCGGCCUUUCAUUCUACUAUGGGCUCAGCGAUUUUCUCAGCAACAUGGGCUGCUCGGACCACAAUGUGGUGGGUUCGAAGAGGUGCUAGAUAUGUACCUGUAACAUAUACAGGAAUUGCGUAUCUUAAUUAUUUUAAAUUCAUGUACUAUAUUAAAAAGCUUUAA
Messenger RNA from Trichoderma virens Gv29-8, 1149 nucleotides. RefSeq lists its product as uncharacterized. Lineage: Eukaryota; Fungi; Ascomycota; Sordariomycetes; Hypocreales; Hypocreaceae. The coding region runs from base 1 to 1149 and encodes 382 amino acids. The transcript has a single exon. The record is from RefSeq and is a predicted model, not a curated record.